This is a messenger RNA of Euleptes europaea (tarantolino), 573 nucleotides long. RefSeq names its product hes family bHLH transcription factor 2 (gene HES2). The record is from RefSeq and is a predicted model, not a curated record. The transcript is spliced from 4 exons. The coding region runs from base 1 to 573 and encodes 190 amino acids. Gene Ontology annotation, molecular function: protein dimerization activity; DNA-binding transcription factor activity, RNA polymerase II-specific; RNA polymerase II cis-regulatory region sequence-specific DNA binding. Gene Ontology annotation, cellular component: nucleus. Lineage: Eukaryota; Metazoa; Chordata; Lepidosauria; Squamata; Sphaerodactylidae. Gene Ontology annotation, biological process: regulation of neurogenesis; regulation of transcription by RNA polymerase II; anterior/posterior pattern specification.
AUGUCUCCGCACAGCGCUGCUCUCGACCCCGCACGGAGUUACCGGCCCAAGAUCAUGGGGACCGCCAAGAGACCCGGGGAAGCCACGGUGCUGCGCAAGAGCCUCAAGCCGCUGAUGGAGAAGCGCCGUCGGGCGCGCAUCAACGACAGCCUGAACCAGCUCAAGACCCUCAUCCUGCCGCUCAUCGGCAAAGACAGUUCUCGCUACUCCAAGUUAGAAAAGGCAGAUAUCUUAGAGAUGACCGUGCAAUUCCUCAAAGAGCUUCCAGACCCGCGUGCUUCAGUUUCUGCCUCUGCAGGCGGUUACUGCGAAGGCUACCAGGCCUGCUUGUCCCGCCUCACCAACCUCCUGCCCAAAUUCAGUCCGCUGAACCCAGAUGCCUGCAACAGUCUCCUGAGACAUCUUCAACAGGCCAGCAAUGAACGCCACUGGAUUCGGGACUGCAGCAGCCCAACAGACUUGCCCCUGGCUCAAAGCCUGGCUGCGCCCCUCUGCCCAGCCAGAAGGGCCCCAGAAACCUUUUCUCCACGCUUGCCUGCUGUGGUACAGCCAGCUCUCUGGAGGCCCUGGUAG